CGGUCAUCCUCGGGGUCAGAGGCUUUCAGUUGUUUCCUCGUUGAUGACAGGUGUCACUUAGUCACUCAGAUUCUGUCCUGGGCCAGCAUUCUGAGGAUCUGUGGCUGAGCAGACUGACAGAGGCCUCGGCCAGAGCAGAGUGCCACCUUCUAAGUCCGAGUAGUCUGUUGGGAUGAGCGCUGUGAAUUCCGCUGAGACCUGUUUGCCUGCCUGCCUGCCUGCAGGUGCCAGGUGAUGUUACCACCAAAAUGUGGAAUGUCAUUCUGCUCGAGUGGGAUUUGGAAAGCUCUACAAACUGCCACAGGACCUGCUCCUCGUCGUCCGCUCCUCACCAGGACAUGUGGCUCGCCGCUGCCAGUUGCUCAGAUGCAAGUAGUAACAGAGUUGAAAACAGAGCAAGACCCCAACUGCUCUGAACCUGAUGUGGAAGGAGUGAGCCCUCCCCCUGUGGGGUCCCAGACACCGAUGGAUGCAGACAAGCAGGCCAUUUAUAGGCAUCCACUCUUUCCAUUAUUAGCUUUGUUGUUUGAAAAAUGUGAGCAAUCCACACAGGGCUCAGAAGGCACAACUUCUGCCAGUUUUGACGUGGACAUUGAAAAUUUUGUAAGGAAGCAAGAGAAGGAAGGAAAGCCCUUCUUUUGUGAAGACCCUGAAACCGACAAUUUAAUGGUAAAAGCAAUCCAGGUUUUGCGUAUUCAUCUUCUUGAGCUGGAAAAGGUUAAUGAACUCUGCAAAGAUUUCUGCAGUCGAUACAUUGCUUGUCUAAAAACGAAAAUGAACAGUGAAACUCUCCUGAGUGGAGAACCUGGAAGCCCGUACUCCCCUGUCCAGUCCCAGCAGAUUCAAAGUGCCAUCACGGGCACUCUCAGCCCCCAAGGAAUCGUGGUGCCUGCAUCUGCGCUGCAGCAGGGGAACGUAACCAUGGCAACAGUGGCAGGCGGCACGGUUUAUCAGCCUGUCACAGUUGUCACUCCACAAGGCCAAGUAGUGACGCAGGCAUUGUCACCAGGGACGAUCAGGAUCCAGAACUCCCAGCUUCAGCUGCAGUUAAACCAAGACAUGAGCAUCUUGCAUCAAGACGACGGCUCCUCCAAGAACAAGAGGGGCGUCCUGCCGAAGCACGCCACCAGCGUGAUGCGGUCCUGGCUCUUCCAGCACAUAGGGCAUCCCUACCCAACAGAAGACGAGAAAAAACAGAUCGCUGCUCAGACAAAUCUGACAUUGCUCCAAGUCAACAACUGGUUCAUCAAUGCUAGAAGACGAAUUCUGCAGCCAAUGCUGGAUUCUAGUUGUUCAGAAACCCCCAAAACAAAGAAGAAAACUGCUCAGAACAGACCAGUUCAGCGGUUUUGGCCCGACUCCAUUGCGUCAGGAGUCGCCCAGCCGCCACCCAGCGAGCUCGCCAUGUCGGAAGGAGCUGUCGUGACGAUCACCACACCUGUGAGCAUGAACGUGGACAGCCUCCAGUCCCUGUCCUCGGACGGCGCCACCCUGGCCGUGCAGCAGGUCAUGAUGGCAGAGCAGAGUGAAGACGAGUCCGUGGACAGCCCCGGAGCAGGCAGGGCCACGCUCACCCCCGCGCACAUCAGCGGGCUGGUCCUGGAGAACAGUGACUCUCUGCAGUAGACCGUGGCCAGGACCCAGGCAGCCCGGACCCAGGGGGCGCCAGGACCCAGGGCAGCGGGCCUGGAUUUUUAAUAGUUUGCACAGCAAACAUUUUACACAGUUUUAUUUCUGAUCUGUUUUAUAUGUAGAUAUAGAAGAGUGCACUUUUGUAUUUCCUAGCGAGCUCCCAGAGCGUCUGUGCCGGUGCAGCGACUUCUUUCAAGUGUGUGUGUGUGCGCGUGCGUGUGGGUUUCCAAGGAAUGUCUUUAAAGGUAUAACGCUAAAAAUGUGAUGGAUGACAAACACCCUGUGAGCCCCUGAUUAUGUUAAGGAUCGGUGCUGCCGAUUUGUAAAAAAUUAUGCAGUUUUAACUGAGUUCUGUGGCUAGAGCAGGUCUCGUGGGCUGGCUUAUUUGUGUGGCCCACGGGUUUGAAAGAAGCUUCUGCACCUUAAAGCCACCAGCACAGGGCGAAGGGACACGACGGCAGACUGGCGUGGCUCCGUGGCGGGUGCCCCGAGGCCUCUGCGUUCUCCCACAGCGCGGGAGCCUGUUUCAUUUGCUAUAUAUAGAAAGAAACUCCUAUUUUUACCUUGCUGGACUUAUUGGAUAAAAAAGCUAUUUUUAUAAAUUCCUUAUGAAUUGGAUUAUGACUAUAUUGAGGGUAAAAUUUCUAGAGAAGAAACCAUACAUGCUUACUAUUUCAAUUUGGAGUGAUGAAUUGACCAAAUUUAAUGAACCUGCCCCAAGAUAGUUAGGGUAGUAAUUUACAUUUAUUACUAUGAAAGAAACAACUAUUUAAUGAAAUUUUGGUAUCUUCAAAUUUUAGUUUACACAUAAAUGUGCAGAUUGCAUUUUCACUUAAUCUAAAUGUCCCUGAAAUGGCAUCUGCUAACUAGGACUUAGUUACGUGAAGUGGUAGACAGUGAUGGGUUAAAGCUCUCCCCAGACGCAUUUCCGUCUGACUUAAAGUUGACUGCGGCUGCGUGGUGACCACGCCACAUUAGCUGCGUAUUGUUUUAGGGUUUGUUAGUCAGCCAUAUGUUAUGCAUAGAAUGUUUAUUAUAAACUAAUAUAAAACGUCCUCCAUCCCAUUGGCUCAGACCUGGGGUAAGUCGCAAACAUUCACCUUUGUUCCAUGAUUAACGGAGAGAGACCCGUGAAGGGACAGGUGAGUGGGGCCAUGCUGACCGUGCGCUGUGCUCUCCUGCCAUUGGCUGCACGUGCACCAUAGGUCCUGGGGCCCCAUGUGUCCUCCUCGUACGCGUGACUGGAGUGUCCAGAGCCCUUCCCUCCUUUCCAGCACAUGAGAUUUGAAAUAAUGUUAGGACUCCCAUUUCCUGGUGACAAGACGAACCAAAAUCAUAGACUGGGUUUUGUCUGCUUUGGUUGGUUGGUUUUCACUUGUUCGCUUGCAAGCGGGGCUGUUGCUCAGAGAGAAAACAGGGCACCUGUUUUCAGGAGCAGGUCUGCACGUAACCCGAACCGGGUUGCUUGCCGGGAGUCGGCGCCUUCCUGGAGGAGGGUCCCGUGGCUGGGAAGGCGCAGUGCCUGGGAGUCAGCUGCAGCAGCGGGUUGUGGACAGGGUCCCUUGGAGAGGUAGUCAGAGCUGGAGCACAUUUUUUCUGGGACUGACUUUUUCUUAAAAAUGGAUUAAUUAAAGUCAAUCGUAGGAAACGACUUCCUGGAUGACCUAGAAGGCAGAGAGAAAUAAUAGGAAUUUCUUUUGAGAGAAAUAAUAGGAAUUUCUUUUAAAAAAGUAUUUCAGGAGCUUUGAAAAGAAAAACUUGACUGUCAACUCUUUGGGGAGAUAAUACCAUUUUUAAGCAACUGUUGAUUGCAUUCCUUAUUUAUGAACAGUUUUUACUAUUUUAAGUCUACACAACUUUACAUUUUAGCUUUACUUAAAUUCUAACUCUGGGGGCCUUCUCAGAAACCAUCGUCUGUGGAAGCCGGCCCUCUCCUUCCUUCCUCACCCCGCCCUCCCUCUGUCCCUCGGGGCCACCCUGCUCUUUGGUUUAGUGUGAAAACAUUCAGAGGAUGUGAGCUCCUUCUGGGUCGUUGCUUCUCCCCCCGCCAGAAACCGUGCCCAUGGGGGCAGCAGAUUGUCGGCUGGGGCUGCGCACACCGCGUCAGAUCGGAGGCGGCUGCAUCAGGGUUCGCGCUGGCCCAGACUCAAGCUUCUGGGCCCAGUGACACCCCACGAGCCUCUGCAGCCACAGCUGGUUCCCUUAGGCCCUGAGUUCUCAGUCACUGUCUUCAGGGGACGAGGGUGAAGGCCGCUCAGAGAGCACGCGCUCCAGGGCAGACGCAGAGAGCAGGCGCUCCAGGUUUCUGUGACCUCUCCCCCUAGUAACCGCCUGCCGUGGCUGUUUCGGUCCAGAAAACUGCUGCCCAGCACACAGGCCGUCAGUGUCCACCUUGUCCAUGCCUGUUGUCCAGCCCUCGGGCGUCACAAGAACCUGUGAAAGUGCUGCUUCUGCUGAACUGUCAUUGCGAAGAGGCUGACGCUUUGCCCUCAUUAAACUCCCCCGAGGCAGGGGGCUUUUGAAUGUAUCUGAGACCCCGGGCAAGCAUGUUGUCCCUGCUGCUCAGCCGUGGAGCAGGUGGCUGACAAUGCAGGCUGUGGACUGACCCAGCUUCCAGUCUCUUGGUUCCAGGUGGUGAAAUAAGUUUAAGCAUUUAUCCCGUGUGCAAAGGCCAGUGGGCAGGGCCCUGCCUGUUCACAGGCCGCGCAGUGACGUGGCUCAGACCCCACACCGAGGGUUUCAGGAAUCAGUUCCGGCACCUGUCGGGUGACUCGGCUCUGACCUCUGUGAGAAAGUUCGGGGCACGUUUUUCUGUCAUACAAACGCAGAUGCACCCGGAGGGUGUGACAGGCGCAGUGUUGGCAGUAGUGACAGAAGUGACUCGGCAACCUUCCUUCGUUUCAGUUACGUUUGGUCUAUGAACUGACAAUCUUUAAAACGUGAAUACUGUAACAAUAUGUUUUCUUGGAUUGUUGUCUUUAAAAGGGAUUUUUGUGAAGCAAUUGAUUUAUCAAAGCAAAAAAAAAUUAAAAAUAGAAACACGCCUUAUGGAAGUUUUAUUUUCUAAAGCUCAUGUCACCGCACGCUUUCCCAUUUUAAGUAAUGCGUUCAGGCUGUUGACGUGUUUGCUGGUGACAGUUGGGGUUUGUGGUGACCCCUGCACACUUAAAACUUAGGGUCACCCUGCACUG
Messenger RNA from Artibeus jamaicensis (Jamaican fruit-eating bat), 4823 nucleotides. RefSeq names its product PBX/knotted 1 homeobox 1 (gene PKNOX1). The coding region runs from base 235 to 1626 and encodes 463 amino acids. Gene Ontology annotation, biological process: angiogenesis; regulation of transcription by RNA polymerase II. The transcript has 11 exons. The record is from RefSeq and is a predicted model, not a curated record. Gene Ontology annotation, molecular function: RNA polymerase II cis-regulatory region sequence-specific DNA binding; DNA-binding transcription factor activity, RNA polymerase II-specific. NCBI's taxonomy places the organism in Eukaryota, Metazoa, Chordata, Mammalia, Chiroptera, Phyllostomidae.